CAAUCCUCCACUGCAGCUCACUUAUACCCUCUCUCUCACCACCACCACUAUCACUUUCACUAAAAGACAAUGCCAACCCCCCAAUGACCCAACCACAGUCAACUGUAAACCCCAAAAUGCGCCCCCAAUUAUCCCCUAACCUCCUCCCAACCCUCUUCACCUCCCUCACCCGCCAACCAAAAUGGACCCUUCACCGCACCCUCAAAAGCGACAACCCCCUCGACAUCAACGGCUCCCUGACCGGCACAGCAACCUUCACACCCCUUCCAAUCCCAACCAAUCCCCAAUCAAGCUCAAGCUCAACCUCAUGCUCAAAAGACAUCCUCUACCACGAAGAAGGCGAGAUGCCCACACCGCCAGGCCUGCGCACGCACCCAAGCGUCGGCGUCGGGCUGCGCUUCACGAAGAAAUAUAUCUGGCGGUUUGACGAGGGGCGGAUUAGCAUCUGGUUUGCGAAGGUGGGGAGUGAUGUGCCGGAUUAUUUGUUUCAUGAGUUUGAGUUUGUGGAUCAGGGUCAGGGUCAGGAUCAAGGUCCGGGGGAAGGCGAGACGUUUGUGGAUGCGCCGGCGCCGCCGGGGGCUGGGGGGGAUACGGUGGUUUACAGGGCGAGGGGGAAUCAUCUUUGUAUUAAUGAUAUGUAUCGCACGGCAUAUGCUUUUCGGGUGAGGGAGGGGGAGGUGGUUAGUUGGGCGAGUCGACAUGUUGUUAAGGGGCCGAGGAAGGAUCAGGAUAUUGUUAAUAUCUAUUGGGUGGGGGUGUGAGUUGGUUGGCUGGUUGGAUAUAGACUUUUGAAGCGGGUUUGUGUAGAUGUGAAGUCCAGGAUUGGAUUUAGAUGGGGAUUGUUAUUUACAGGGAUGAGUCUUUGGUGGAUGGUAGAGAGAGUGGAUUUUGAUCAGCUGCUACAUGUGGACAGGGUAACAAUAUGAUACAAUAAGGCUUGGUUCUUCUGUAACGGUCGUUUGGGUUUCAUGUUUUUCUUGAGAUCGCUAGGAUAUGUCAAAUUCU
This is a messenger RNA of Aspergillus alliaceus, 1005 nucleotides long. RefSeq lists its product as uncharacterized. NCBI's taxonomy places the organism in Eukaryota, Fungi, Ascomycota, Eurotiomycetes, Eurotiales, Aspergillaceae. The transcript has a single exon. The record is from RefSeq and is a predicted model, not a curated record. The coding region runs from base 84 to 761 and encodes 225 amino acids.